GCCAUAGAAAAACAUCUCAUCAGAAAGUCCAAUGGAGGACUGACCUUCAUUGGGGAGUGGAAGAACGGGCACCUUGAAAGAAAGAUGGGCCAUUUGACCUGUUUUGCAGGGGGAAUGUUUGCCCUUGGAGCAGAUGGUUCCAGAGAUGAUAGAGCUGGACAUUAUUUGCAGCUUGGAGCUGAAAUUGCACAUACGUGUCAUGAGUCAUAUGACAGGACAACAUUAAAGCUGGGUCCAGAAGCAUUCAAAUUUGAUGGUGGCGUAGAGGCUGUGGCAGUGCGGCAGAAUGAGAAGUAUUACAUCCUAAGACCAGAAGUGAUUGAGACCUACUGGUAUAUGUGGAGAUUCACCCACGAUCCCAAGUACAGGCAGUGGGGCUGGGAGGCAACGCAGGCAAUUGACAAGUAUUGCCGAGUCAGUGGUGGCUUUUCUGGUGUCAAGGAUGUCUAUUCCUCAUCUCCUACUUAUGACGACGUACAGCAGAGCUUUUUCCUUGCUGAAACUUUGAAGUAUUUGUAUCUGCUUUUCUCCAAUGAUGACCUUCUACCAUUAGACAACUGGGUUUUUAACACAGAAGCUCAUCCUCUGCCUGUUUUACAUUUAGCCAACACCACACUGUCAGGAAAUCCUGCAUAUCGAUAAAAACAGCUCUAUGAAGAGGAAGAGAGACUGUUUUCAGCUCUGUUUUGUUUACAUGGACCACUUGAGACUUUAAGCAGGAGAGGAGACAGACACUUGAUAAAACUAGACCUCUGAGUCAAGCGAGUACCGGCGUGAGAAACAAAGCUCUUCAACAUAUAGAUAAAAGUGCUGUUUUAUACAUGACCAAAACACAUUAGUGUGGUAUUUGCAGGACAGAAACUUCACGUGCUUUGAACCCUAGCAAGACAUGGAAUCUACUGUUUAAUAUAAAUGCAGCAGCAUAAGGAAGAGGAGGCUUUCCCGUCCAGGGCGAGGAACUUGCUGCUGCUGCUGUUCACUGUUGCAAGGAACAACAUACAAGUCACCUCUUCAGAUCGGGUGGGUUCCGAAUACCUAGAUUUUAUUUUUCUUUUUUUUUUUGUUUGAUGAUGGCAUGAACAAAGCAACAACAAAAAGCAAUGUCACUGCACCAGCAGCAUCAGGAUUUGAAUUUUUUUCUGUACCUG
Molecule: messenger RNA, 1148 nt
Organism: Cariama cristata (Red-legged seriema)
Lineage: Eukaryota; Metazoa; Chordata; Aves; Cariamiformes; Cariamidae
Product: mannosyl-oligosaccharide 1,2-alpha-mannosidase IB-like
Exons: 4
Biological process (GO): carbohydrate metabolic process; N-glycan processing
Cellular component (GO): endoplasmic reticulum; extracellular exosome; Golgi membrane
Molecular function (GO): mannosyl-oligosaccharide 1,2-alpha-mannosidase activity; calcium ion binding
Source: RefSeq, a predicted model, not a curated record